Molecule: messenger RNA, 1185 nt
Organism: Hevea brasiliensis (rubber tree)
Lineage: Eukaryota; Viridiplantae; Streptophyta; Magnoliopsida; Malpighiales; Euphorbiaceae
Product: AP-4 complex subunit mu
Exons: 8
Coding region: 190-1161 (323 amino acids)
Biological process (GO): Golgi to lysosome transport; protein targeting
Cellular component (GO): clathrin adaptor complex; trans-Golgi network; cytoplasmic vesicle
Source: RefSeq, a predicted model, not a curated record
AGUGGCAACGGACAAGUCACGAGUUCCACGCCAAAGUCGAGAAGGACGUGUGCUGCCUCACAUGGCAACGUGGGGCUUAAAAGCGUAGGUUUCAAUUACGAUUUUUCUCCUCGCUACAGGACCUAAAAGCUCACCCCCCUAAAUUAAAAUGAGAGCACAAAGGAAAGUGAUAAUCGAAGAUUUGAAACCAUGAUCUCGCAGUUGUUCGUGCUCUCUCAGAGAGGCGAUAGCAUCGUCUUCCGUGACUAUCGUGGUGAAGUGCCCAAAGCAACUGCUGAAAUAUUUUUCCGCAAAGUUAAGUUUUGGAAAGAGGAUGAAGAAGGGGACGCUCCACCUGUCUUUAAUGUGGAUGGUGUGAACUACUUUCAUGUGAAGGUUGCUGGGUUGCUAUUUGUUGCAACAACAAGAGUUAAUAUCUCACCUUCACUUGUUCUGGAAUUUCUUCAAAGAAAUGCACGUGUAAUCAAAGAUUACCUUGGUGUUCUCAAUGAAGAGUCACUGCGCAAAAAUUUUGUGCUCGUGUAUGAGCUGCUGGAUGAAAUGAUUGAUUUUGGUUAUGUUCAAACAACAUCAACUGAGGUUCUGAAAUCCUUUGUAUUUAAUGAGCCAAUCAUGAUUGAUGCUGCAUGUUUGCCCAGCCUUGGUCCUGCUUCCAUCUUUGUGCAAGGGGCCAAAAGAAUGCCUGCAACAGCUGUAACCAAAUCUGUUUUAGCCAAUGAACCUCGUGGCAGGAAUAGAGAGGAAAUUUUUGUAGAUGUAAUCGAGAAAAUAAGUGUCACAUUCAGCGCUAGUGGAUACAUACUUACUUCUGAGAUUGAUGGCACGAUCCAAAUGAAGAGUUACCUUACUGGCAACCCUGAGAUUCGGCUUGCUUUAAAUGAAGAACUAAGUAUAGGAAGAGGUGGAAGGUCAAUCCAUGACUACGGUAGUUCAUCUGGAGCAGGGACACUGAUUCUGGACAAUUGUAAUUUCCAUGAAUCAGUACAUCUUGAUAGUUUUGACAUUGACAGGACUUUGGCUAUGGUAGCGCCAGAUGGUGAAUUUUCUGUCAUGAACUACCGAAUGACUCAAGAGUUUAGACCUCCAUUCCGAAUUAAUGCAUUAAUUGAAGAAGUGGGAUCCAAGAAGGUGACUAAAGCUUACUUGAGUUUGCAAUUCUAAGGGCUCCUUAGAACUUCAAACCAA